CAAAAAAUACUGCUUUACACCUUUACCUUCCUAAAGGUAGUUGAGUUCUAUGCAUGUCUUCUUCUUACUUAAAAAAGACAAAGACCAGAUCAGUCGAUUCUGAUCAAGAGCACACAUUAGAAUUGGUUCAGUAUGGACUUUGUGGGUAUCAUCAACUUGGCUAUAAGAUGCUUUGAUCUUCUUGCAUGGCCUCUUCUCGCUUUGGGAUAUCCCUUGCGUGCUUCCAUUAUGGCUAUUGAGACCAAAUCAGACUUGGAGACGAGGAAGUUGGUCACCUAUUGGAUUAUGUUUUCUUCGUUAUCCAUUUUUGAGCAUGCUUUUGUCAAGCUGCUUGAAUGGAUACCAUUAUGGCUUUACAUUAAGCUAAUUAUUGUCUGCUGGUUGGUGAUACCUCACUUUGACGGUUCUUAUUACGUCUAUAUCCACGUUGUUCGUCCAUGCCUCUCUAUGAAGAUGAAGACCGUCAUCAAGCAGUUGAAGAAGCUGAAGGAAAUCUCUUUUGAAAGGAAGGAUUUCUCCUUAAAGAGAGACAAUUUUAUAGAUGAGAUGGAGAAAUUUGUAAAAGAAAACGGACCAGAGGCCCUAGAGAACCUUAUUGCUAGCAAGUCGAAGUUCAAAGAAGAAGUUACGCAGAAAGAUAUUAAAUCUGUAGAAGAAACAGAAGAUAAAAAACCUGAUGUAGCCAAGCCGUUGGCAGCUCUAAAGUCCAGCAAUGAAGAAGCCUAUGCUACUGCAGCAAAUAAACAUCGGAGAGUCAAAGAGUUUGAUGAAGGUGACCAGGUACUUGUGUAUUUAAGACGAGAGCAGUUUCCUAAAGGCACCUACCACAAGCUGAAGGCUAGCAAGUUUGGACCUUGCAAAGUGCUACGAAAGAUUAGCUCAAAUGCUUACUUGAUUGACCUCCCAGAGAACUUACAGAUGAUCAGCCCAAUUUUCAACGUUGCUGACUUGUAUUCAUUUGAUGCCAUGACCGAUAAUAACGAAGCAGCAGAACAAAUUGAGCAUCUCCCAAAGCUCAAGCCGGAUGUCAUUGAAGAAGUUUUAGGUGUCAAGGAAGUUACGUCACGAAGGGGCAAGCAGUACAGGAGCUUCCUAGUGAAGUGGUCAGGAAAACCAGCCACUGAAAGCACGUGGAUUGCGGAAAAAGAACUUGAGCGUUUGGACCCGAAGAUACAUGUUGAAGUUGCCAGAAUCUUUUCACCAGAGUCCAGUUCUUUCUCGCAUGGGGAGGUUGAUGCAGGAGCAUCCAAGAAGAGAGCCCUGUUGGUUUAGUCCAAGCCUUCCCUUAUUCUUGUUAUUGUUGUUUUUUUUGGGCUUUAGUUGUUGUAUCUCACUGGUAUUAAGAAGUCAUGUGACUUGCACAUGACUUUUAAUGAUGCUCAAUAUUUCAAUUGCCAACUUCUAGGCUAGAUGAUGUUAAAUGAUGUAAGAGAAUCCUUUUGUCUGUAUAACUUGGCAUGAUUGGUUUUGUAUGAAACUUUGUGUACAUGAUUAAUUUGGCAAACAUAUAGAUUUGGUCCCUCAACUAUA
Messenger RNA from Tripterygium wilfordii, 1530 nucleotides. RefSeq names its product receptor expression-enhancing protein 3-like. The transcript has 6 exons. The coding region runs from base 133 to 1272 and encodes 379 amino acids. Lineage: Eukaryota; Viridiplantae; Streptophyta; Magnoliopsida; Celastrales; Celastraceae. The record is from RefSeq and is a predicted model, not a curated record.